CAAUGAAUCGGAAGUCGCUUUCGCUAAUAUGCAGUAAAAUAUCCGCUGACCGAUUGUGCACCCGUGAUCACGCGGAUAGCAGCAGGUCUGCACAAUGUGAUCAUGUUCUGUACUUGUGCUUCGCAAAUCCAGCAAAUCACAAAAAAAUUCAACUUUUCGGCAAGGCAGGUAUUUUAAUGGAUUCUCGUUGUCAACUUGGUUUUAUCCUUGCCAAUGCUGCUACCGUACCUGCCGUAUUAUCAUUUCCACCCUAGAGUGGCCUCGACGAUACGGAGUUAUUCAUAAAAUUGCUGAUUCUGCUAUAACACUAAUAACAGCCUGUACGAAGUUUAUUAACAAUUUAUUGUACUUGUAGUUUUGCUGCUUUAUUUUGCGCUCCUUCAAAAGCGGUCGGAACACUCGUUCUGGUAUAAAAAUUUCUCAUUUUAUCCGAUCCCAAAACCUUAACCGACGAAGGAAGGCCAUCUGACAACAUCUGCAGAAUUUGAUUUCCCAAUUUCCUGUGGACAUUCGCGAAGUCGAUUCAACGUGUUUCCUUCGGUUCUUUGAGAUAAUUGUUGCAGCUGAUCGCGAGUGUAGAUUUAUCGAACACUCCGUAUUUGUGGUCGAAAUCAGCAACAUCGGCGGCAUUCCUUUAGCUGAUUGGAGGCAGUUGGCAUAAGUUUGAAUGGAUUAAUCGCGUCCUUAUCUGGUCGCUUUUGAACCAAUUGUCAGCUGAGACAAUUACCACCGAGAUAGACUGCGAAGCAAAACAAGCUGCAGCACAAUGCAUGAUGUAAAAGAAAACCACAACUUUAAAUCACGGCUUGGAUCGGAUGUAGAGGCUGAUCCCAUGUUGGAACCCGUUCCGCAGACGAAGAAACUUGGUUUUUACGGUGAUGCUGGUUUAGAAAAUGCAGUGAUCACGGUUACCGAAGUGCCUCAGUCUAAAAUCUUUGCGCCACCUGACGGAGGUUGGGGCUGGUUUGUUGUACUUGGAUGUUUCUUGAUGAAUUUGAUCGUUAACGGCACAUCGUAUUCCUUCGGGGUAAUAUUUAUGGAACUGCUGGCCAAUUAUGAAAGAACAUCAGCUGAUAUCGCUUGGGUUUAUUCACUGAACUGCGUUACCUGCAGCUGGUUAGGUCCUUUCGCCACAGCAUUAAGCAACAUUUUUUCCUUCCGCAGUGUGGUAGUUGUUGGAGGUUUCAUUUACAGUGUCGGUAUUGUGGCAAGUUCUUUCGUGACCAAAUUGGAGCAGCUGUAUAUUACCUACGGUCUCAUAUCCGGUAUCGGAUCGGCUUUAGUGUAUGGUCCAUCAAUCAUCAUGGUCGGCCGUUAUUUUGAUAAGCGGCGUGCCUUGGCUAAUGGUUUAUCCGCUGCCGGCAGCGGUGUUGGCUCAUUUCUUCUUCCACCCACUUUGCAUUUUCUUUGUGAUCAGUACACUAUCAAAGGCUGCAUAUUGAUCUUGGGCGCCUUUAGCUUCCAUCUGUGUCUUGCUGGAUUAUUCUACCGACCCGUGCCCAUGAAGAGAUUGCAGAAGCAGCGCGAACCAGUUUUUUGUGACCUUCUGCAUGAGCAACCGAUCGAAAAAGAUCACAUUCGUAUUACUCUUCACCCAGUUGGCUCAGUCGGAAAAUCUCUUGCCACUGUACCUUCUCAUCACUCGAUCCGGGAAGAACUGUUUGAAACAGCCCUUUAUCCUACUCGCGGAGCCGGCGGUCCGCUUGUUCUCGGUUCCUCUUUGCUUAGCAUUCCAGAGAAUGUCGUCACGGUCGAACAAGUACCGACCGCACGCUUCCGCCAUCUCAGUGGUGCCAGCGUAUCCAAACAGUUCAGAAAGUGGGCACUUUGGCUGUAUGCCUGGCCGAGGAAUCUCAAAAGUGGAAUCGAUUCCGGUUCGCUGUUCGAUUUUUCGCUUUUAAAAAGCCGGUUAUUUCUGAUGUUCACGACCGCUGUGAUGCUGGCUUCGUUUGGUUACCUCAGUGUGUAUCUGAUCCUCCCGGCUCAUGCUCAAGACUUAAAUAUCAGCAAGGCUGAAGCAGUCUCGUUGAUCUCGAUUAUGGGUGCAUGUGAUCUCACUGGGCGCAUCACUUUUGGCUGGUUCUCUGAUUUUCAUCUGAUACCUAGACGGUGGGGAUACUGCGGAAUGAUUUUUUUGUCUGCCGUUGGCACCCUGUGGGUCAUCUUCGUGCGGGGAUACAUACAACUAGCGGUGUUUGCCGGAUGGUUCGGAUUCUUUGGUGGGUCCUUUAUGGUACUAAAUGCCGUGCUGACCGCGGAUUUGUUCGGUUUGGAUAAACUGCCCAGCGCCAUUGGGCUGCUGAUUACCAUACAGGGGAUCGCUUUCCUUGUGGGUCCGCCACUCGUGGGCAUGCUUAAGGACCAGCAAGGAGAUUUUUUCUUAGCAUUCUUUGUUAUUGCGGUGGUGAUGACGCUGGGAGCAUGCUUGUUGGUGCUGGAAUCUGUGAUUGCUCAUGUUUUACGUAAACCGAGACGUCCAUCCGGGACUAGUGAUAAAUCGGACCAGACUAUGACCUCGGAUAUAAUCUCAUAAAUUUUUUGUAUAUUUGAAUUUCCAAGCCGGUAGUUGUUUUUGGAUGCUUUGAGCUUUUUUUGUAUGUUUGUUGUAUUUCAAUUCAAUAAUAGUUGUAUUCCUUUUCAUGGUUGUAUCCCCAUUCCCAUCCAUUGUGCCAACGCCGCGCAGCUCAGUUCGUUAUUUAACAAUAAGGCGGUGUAAAU
Molecule: messenger RNA, 2718 nt
Organism: Paramacrobiotus metropolitanus
Lineage: Eukaryota; Metazoa; Tardigrada; Eutardigrada; Parachela; Macrobiotidae
Product: monocarboxylate transporter 12-like
Exons: 9
Coding region: 767-2533 (588 amino acids)
Biological process (GO): transmembrane transport; monocarboxylic acid transport
Molecular function (GO): monocarboxylic acid transmembrane transporter activity
Source: RefSeq, a predicted model, not a curated record